AUGGUUUCGACAACACUUUCACCGCCGCUAUAUCCUAUGCUCGAUGUUGAGGGCAAUCCGUCUAUGAUGAAGACUUUUGCAGAAUUUGAUGCCGAUAACGUUUCUCGGGCUCCUUACCCUCUUUUUGGCCAUGGUUUUAGUAUCCUCAGGUCACUUGGCAUACCAGAUGAAAUUGUGGACACCUUCGUUUCCUUAGGAGAUUUUUCCGCGACUCUUGAUGCCUAUUGUACCGGCAGGAUCCCCAGGCUGGAGAUUGAUGAUCUCUUAGACAGCCGAGAGGUUGUCAUGCAUAAGCUUCUGUCCUUACCGUCUUCGGUAGACCUAACGCCAACGGUUCAGUCAGCUGAUUUCACCUCAUCUACUUAUACUUUUAUUGAUUCCGAUACUUGUCUUCCUCUAUACGAAGCUUGUCGGUGGGCUGCGCAGCUCUAUGGCAUUAUGGUUGUGUUCCCAAUACCGCGAUCAAGAUGGGCGAGAGAAUACGCAGUCAGUCGGAUCCAACAUCAUUUGUCCUCCUUUCGGCCCGGAAAAGAAACUCGUCAAUUCUGGAAACUCGAGAUGUGGUGCGUUGCCGUCGGGGGAAGCUCUUCCUAUUCCAAGGACCAGCGUCAAUGGUUUGGAGAGAGAGCGUGUCUGCUAGCCCAUUAUCUGGAUGUCCAGCUAUGGCAAGAAAUUGAAGCAAUGCUGGGUGAAUUUGCUUGGGUCUCGAAUAUUUGCAAACCAGCCGCGCUGGAAUUUUGGUUUAGCAGAGACUCAUCCUGUGCCGGUACUUUUUGA
Molecule: messenger RNA, 777 nt
Organism: Penicillium lagena
Lineage: Eukaryota; Fungi; Ascomycota; Eurotiomycetes; Eurotiales; Aspergillaceae
Exons: 1
Coding region: 1-777 (258 amino acids)
Source: RefSeq, a predicted model, not a curated record